Molecule: messenger RNA, 1878 nt
Organism: Rhinichthys klamathensis goyatoka
Lineage: Eukaryota; Metazoa; Chordata; Actinopteri; Cypriniformes; Leuciscidae
Product: gastrula zinc finger protein XlCGF8.2DB-like
Exons: 2
Coding region: 72-983 (303 amino acids)
Biological process (GO): regulation of transcription by RNA polymerase II
Cellular component (GO): nucleus
Molecular function (GO): RNA polymerase II cis-regulatory region sequence-specific DNA binding; DNA-binding transcription activator activity, RNA polymerase II-specific
Source: RefSeq, a predicted model, not a curated record
ACAGAGUGUCCAAACACACGGAAAAACUCCUGGUGAAGCAACUGAGAUCCACAUUACAUACUGUUAUAAAGAUGGAGUUUAUUAAAGAAGAGAGUGAAGACAUGAAGAUUGAAGAAAUACUCAUAGUGAAACUUGAAGAUCCUGAGGAACAAACAGACCUUAUGUCACUAAAAGAGGAGAGUGGAGAACUAAAUGAAAUGGAAAAUCAGAAUGAGAAACAUCAUGAUUUCAUGACUGGAGAAAAAUCCACAAAGACUGAAAAGACUUCCUCACGAAAAAGAGCUCAGAAGAACGACUCUAACAGUUACUUUACCUGCUUCCAGUGUGGAAGGAGUUUAAAUUCAAAACAAAACCUUGAAGUCCACAUGAGAGUUCACACUGGAGAGAAGCCUUACACCUGCCUUCAGUGUGGAAAGAGUUUCACUCAAAACCAAAACCUUAAAGCCCACAUGAGAGUUCACACUGGAGAGAAGCCUUAUAAUUGCACUCAAUGUGGACAGUUUUUUACUCAUAAAGGAAACCUAAAUGCCCACAUGAGAAUUCAUACUGGAGAAAACCCUUUCACCUGCAAUGUGUGUUGGAAGAGCUUCUCACGAAAAGAAAGUCUUAAUACUCACAUGAACAUUCACACUGGAAAGAAGCCUUGCAUAUGUGCUCAGUGUGGAAAGCGAUUCAGUUGUAAAGAAACCCUUCAAUGCCACAUGAGGAUUCACUCAGGAGAGUAUUGUUUUAUAUGUCCUCAAUGUGGAAAGAGUUUCAGUCAUAAAAGAAGCCUAAACACUCACAUUAAACUUCACACUGGAGAGAAGCCUUUCAUAUGCCCUCAUUGUGGAAAGAGUUUCACACUUAAAGGAAAUCUUCAGACUCACAUGAGGCUUCACACUGGCGAGAAGCCUUUCAAAUGUCUUCAGUGCGAGAAGAGUUUCACAUAUCAAAGAGACCUGAAAAGUCAUUUGCAAACUCACGAAAUUGUGGAAUUCUGAAUGUUAUGAGGCUUUGAGACUUUUUUUCUUCUUCACAUAACACUACUGACUCCCUCUAAUUUCGAUUGUAUAGAGGAGUCAUUCCAUUCUUUUUUUGCUUCCUCUGAAUCAAAAUAUUAGUUCUGUCUCGCUCUGAAAUAGCAAUGCAAACUAGGGCUGUCACUUCAGGGGCUUUCGCACCGGAUAGUUCUUGGAACUUAGUUGUGUGAAAAGUUAUUAGCAUAUGCCGUGUGGUUGAUGUCCAGUGUCGCUAGCUGAGCAGAAAUACAUAGCCUAAUCAUGUUUCUCUUGGUCCGUUCAAAGUUGCGUUGGAUUUUCUCCUCAGCGUAAAGGUUAAGAGGCUCAUCUAUCACUGUUUUCCAUGUUCGCAGAGUUACUUUCUGGAGUAAAUAUAUAGGCUAUAAUCUUUGUUUACACAGCCGCGUGCGUUCGGCCAAUCAGCGUACACUUGCGUCACGGAUAGUUCCUAUAAUGCUGGUUUAGACCCUACUCUGAAGUAGGAGCUAAAUUAGUUUUUCCAAAAAAAUUCAUAGAACUAAAAUAGUUUCUAGUUCCUGCGGUGCGAACGCGCCAAAAUCCGGGUACUUUCGCCAAUAGUUCUUGGAACUAUGAAAAGGUUCCUCCGGUGUGAAAGCCCCUAAUAUCAGACUUUUCACACCGUGAUUAUCGUGGCCAAAAGAAUUCACGGUAACAAUAUAUUGCGAUAUCUAUUGAAACCUUUAAAAAAGUUUUAAGUUCAACAGUAUUAUAAAUAAGCUUUAACAACACAACUAAUACCAUAAGCCAUCCCCAUUUGGAACCCAAAUCCAAUAAAUGGCAUAUCCAAAUUGAAAUACAUAGUUCAGGAAGCCUUUGGACUUAAAACUUUGUAGACUCAUUUAAAAGAUAACAUUGG